CACAGGCCAAACGUACGCUUCUCAUAUAAUAUAGUAUAUCCCUGGUAGCGAUUCGUUUGUGGAGCGUGAGCGUCUACCAAAUCUGAUAACAAAGAGAGAGACGGCAAUCAAAAACUAAGCUCACCCACAAUUACAAAUACCUAAAACAAGUACACACACAGAUACGGUCGACAAUUAGAAAAACAAGAACAAGAGCACCACCACCACCACUACCACCACAGACCACCACCUAAAAAAUCAUCUACAAGCCACCCAUCCUCGUACCACCGAACUCACCAUGAAUUUAAUGUUUCGCAAGAAUUUCCGCGAGGGGGCGAGCAAAUCUGGCGGAGGAGGCGGUAAGCUUCAAUCGAAGGCGAACAGGACGAAGAGGUCGCGGGACAUGGGACUGGUGCAGCAGCCAGAGGAGAUCCACUACAGGACUCACCUGUUCUUCUCACCCAACCGACCCGGUUACGAUGUCGGCGAAGAACGAUGUAGCGCCCUGUCAGGCAUUCCGAGCACCCCGCUGUCGAGCACCGCCCCCUCCCUGGCCCUGCCCGGCAACCUGCCCUACGAGCUGGACUCGCCCCAGCCGCUGGUCGACCGUCGACCUUCCUUCUCCCUGAUGCGAUGGAACAGCAACGGCAGCAGCGGACCGGGUACAGAAUCCAACAGUGCUAGUAACAGUUUGAUCCGCCUGCAACAGCAGCAACAGCAGCAGCAACAGCUACAGCAGCAACAUCAGCAGCUAUUGGCAACAGCAACAACAGCAACACUGGGGUACGCUGAUGCAACGGUGGCCACGGCAACAACAACAUUGCUAGCGGCCGCGGCUGCAGCCACGCGGCAAGUGAACUUUGGUAGUAGUGCCAACUCGGGAGUUACGAGAGCUGAACCCAUUUCUCUGGCUACCCUUGAUCGUGAUUGCUUCAUUAUUCCGGUGCACAGUGUGGAUCGUUUCCUGCCAGCCGGGAUACCACUGCCUGCUUUAAGCGCCGAUGGAAAGGCUACUAGUCCUUUGAGUGUCCUAGAAGUCUCUGAUCCUAAGCUAUGCAUUCUGGUCCAUUUAAUGAGUCCCCUGGAGGCCAUUGAUCCGGUAAUGGAAUCCCCGCUGGCCCAUCCGCUGCUAAAACAGCGCUCCAUUGCCGCAGAGCUAUUGACUGAAGUGCAGCAGGCCAAUACUGCCGUUGGCGGCAUGCUCUUGGCCAACAUGGAGAAGAGCUCCGAGUUCCCCUUUAUAUCCUAUUACCUGAUCAAUACGCUCCAAACGGAUCCUUCCAACUUCUACGCCGGCCUGCGCGUCUCCUCCUUGUCAAAGUUUGAGCCAAAGGCCCUCAAAUACACUGCCGCCCACACCCUGGACCUCUAUAGCGAGGUGGCUGCCAUUUGCCGUCCGCCUCUUGUCUUGCCCUCGAACGAGGCCGGCAGCUUCAAGAAGUCGCAGACAGCAGCUACCGGCUAUAUUAUUAGUGUUUUCAAGGUUUUUGAGGGCGACGAUGGCGAACGAUUCGAAAAGAACUGGCUUUACUGGACCGGUGCCCGAAUGUUGUACAGGUACCUGCCACGUGCCGCCGGUCUGCGGCGCAUCGCCCUGCACAAGAGCACUUCACAGAAGGGCGACAAGAUGUAUCUGCUGGUGUGCGAGUGCGCCGAUCUGCUCAAGGACAUCUCGCUGGCCGCAUUCCUGAUACCGGCGUUGCGGGCCAGGCUCUGCGGAUACACGGGACUCUACCGACCAAUACAGGCCUUUUAGUGAUGGAUACUGGCUACUGGGUUUAACAGGCAAAUCUACAUCUAUUUUCUAACUUGUGUAUAGUUAAUUAAUUAAAUAACGAAUCUAGGGCUAAGGCUAACACCUAAUGCGAAACAAACACUGCAAUUGUGAAAAAAGCUGCACCUUUUACGUGAUUCUGAUUCUACACUAACUAGGCAUUAACAAAUUUUAAAACCCUCUCUAGUCGAAGUCAUUUAAAAAUAAGCAGUAGACCAUAUACUCAAGGUAACUCCAUAUCGUGUGCUAGAUUUUUCUAUAAAAUCAUAUAGAGACAAGCCCAAUUAAUAGGACCAUAUCUAGUGUGAGUUGUUCUAGCGAAAGAAGAAAACUUCCAUUUUAACCACAAAACCAAUAGAAGAUACAGUGGGAACUUAAUAUGUAUACCUAUAUUUAUUAGAGAACAAACGAGCAGUUAAUCACAAUUAAAAACGCUGAAUUUUGCGCUGAAAAGUAGGAUAUGAAAUCUGCAAACCAAAAGUCAAUUCUUAGCAUUAGAUCAAGAUUAAAUGAAUAUAAAAGUCUAUGGAAAAGCAGGAAAGAGCGGGCUGAGAAAUGGGUUUCAGUAGUGGGUUGGGGGAAUUAGCUAACUUUGCCCAAAUCUAACACAAAUCUGCCAAAGUCAAAGCAAAAAUAAGCCUAAUGUUAAUUAAUAAACAAUUUCAAUUUUACAAACUAAGCCUAAUAUGUAAGCCACAAAAGAUUGUCUAAAAUUAUUAAAUUAUUGCUUGGCUUAGGAAAUAAAACAAAAUAUUAUAAUUACUUAAAAAAGAAUUGUAAAUAGUUAGUGGACUUUGUAGAGGCGCUGCACCCACUCACUCGCCCAUCAAAUGCCGUUUUCUCGUAUUUCAAAACUCUUUAAUUUUGCAAAAUAACAACAGAAUCAAAUAGUGCUGUGAUAAUUAAAUAAAGCAGAAAAAAGCCCAAAAAAUCCCCAACUGGAUAAAAAUGUAGCAAGAACACUUGUUACAAAUAUCUUGAAGAAACAAAAACUAUUGUAAAAACAAGCCAUUAAUUCACCCAGUCAAGGACAAUAUCAUCUAGCUGCCAUUUAAAUGAUUUAGCUUACUUUUUCUCU
Molecule: messenger RNA, 2831 nt
Organism: Drosophila bipectinata
Lineage: Eukaryota; Metazoa; Arthropoda; Insecta; Diptera; Drosophilidae
Source: RefSeq, a predicted model, not a curated record